Molecule: messenger RNA, 1874 nt
Organism: Aspergillus welwitschiae
Lineage: Eukaryota; Fungi; Ascomycota; Eurotiomycetes; Eurotiales; Aspergillaceae
Product: DUF3176 domain-containing protein
Exons: 5
Coding region: 1-1806 (601 amino acids)
Source: RefSeq, a predicted model, not a curated record
AUGACAUCCAGCGACGCUGACCAGCGACAAUAUCCCGCAUACGAACUACUACAUAAUGAAGUUGACGAGCUUGACCCCGAGAUAUUAUCAAGUGUACCUUAUGCCGCGACGAGGCAUGAUGUUGAAGAUCAUGAAGAUAUGGAAUCACAUGCUGUAUCACCUUCUUCGAACACGUCAGACGAGAAUGAAGCAUCAAACUCCCGUCCGACCUCACCCUCCCCGACAUUAGGAAAACCUCCCCACUACAGAUCCGAGAAACCGGAAAGCAUUGAAUCAGUAUCAGACGGGCCCUAUACAUCCAGCUGGUUUGCCUUGGAGCUCACAGGCAUCAUUGUUUCAGCGGGUCUCCUAGCUGCGAUAGUCAUCAUUCUGAAGAUGUACGAUCAUCAACCUCAACCGAAAUGGUGGCACAUCUCCCUGAAUUCGGUCAUCUCCUUUCUCAGCACACUUUCCAGAGCCAGCCUCAUGUUUUCUGUCGGGGAGUUGAUAGGACAGCUAAAGUGGUCCUUCGACUCAGCCAGCCGGGGUGCUUUGGGAAGCCUAACGCUGAUAUGGGCCAUGCGUGUCCGGCAUUUUGCAGGGGUUGGUGCUUUGGCCAUGGUUCUUGCCUUGGGAUUUGAUCCCUUUUCGCAACUGCUGAUACAUACUUAUGAUAACCUGGUUGUAGACCCAUCAGGGACUGCACUGAUCGAAGUAACGGUUGCAUACGUUGACCCUGUGCUCAAAGCGAAUGUCUACAAUUCGCUCUUCAACACCGAUCCGAGCCGGCCGUGGGCCAUUCUGCAAUACUACUGCUCCUCAACCAACUUCAACUGCUCUACCUUUUCUAAUGCAUCAGCAUACGCAGGAGAGAGUAACUGUACUGUCACACUACCGAAAAGCGGGCUCUCGGCCUGGUAUAUGCCAGACGAUUACUCAUUUAGCACCUUUUCAAUGACCCCAAUCUCCACUUAUGAUGCGGUGGUUUAUACCAAUGCUACAUUGAUUGCAAUUCAAUACAUGGCCCCUCGGGCCAACCUGGAGCUGCUCAACGAUUCCCCUAUGACGAAUGGCACACAGUGGGAAGCUACAGAGUGUUCUCUGGAGCCCAUCGUGCGCAGCUUUCGUCCUACAGUCUACCAGAACAACUACAGUGAUAAGACGCGGGCGAUCUGGUUUCAGUAUAAUUGGACUUCCACUAAUAAUGUCCAUCAGUCUGCAGGAUUGAAUCUCACCCCUGACUCUUGGGGUUCCGAUCUUGGUGUGCACAAAACCCCGCAAUCUUUCAUACUUAGUGGUGAUGCCAAACAGUGGAUAUAUCCCUUCCUAACCGCCAUUUUCUCGGGUCAGGCGACUAGGUCCGGAUCGGAAAUAUAUUUCGACCCGCUGGAUAAAGGCUGUGAGAUCCUUUCCGAUCGACUGUCCUGCGCGAUGGACAACGUGGCUGCGGCGAUGUCAAAAACCUUCCGAGAUGUGGCUUACGUCGUCAAUCCCGCAUCGGCUGCCAUGACGACGGGUAGGGCGAAAGUCAGUGAGGUCUAUAUCGUAGUGUACUGGGCUUAUCUGGCCUUGCCCGUUCUUGUCUGGACUUUAGGGGCUAUCCUGGUGUUCGGCACGCUUUGGAAGACUCGCCGCGCUCGUGUGCCCGCUUGGAGAAAUGAUACGCUGCCAUUGCUGUUCUUGUAUCGGGAUCAAAGUGAGGGUAUGGAGUCAUUGCAGGGAAGCGAGACUGUGCAAGCAAGCGGUCAUGAGAUGGUAAGGUUGUACACUGACGAGAGUCGAGUCUUCCUUGUUCGGUGUACGGAUACCGAUUCCAUACGUCCUUGAGUGGCUGCUGCUUUUUAUCCGGAAAAAUUCUCAACUAUCCCAAUAUUGGACCAUAUUAGCAAAUAGAC